Tauraco erythrolophus (red-crested turaco) is the source of this 597-nucleotide messenger RNA. The record is from RefSeq and is a predicted model, not a curated record. Lineage: Eukaryota; Metazoa; Chordata; Aves; Musophagiformes; Musophagidae.
GUCUGGUUCCAGAACCGCCGGGCCAAGGAGAAAAGGCUGAAGAAGGACGCGGGGAGGCAGCGGUGGGGUCAGUACUUUCGGAACAUGAAGCGAUCCCGAGGGACCUCCAAGUCCGACAAGGACAGCAUCCAGGAGGAGGGGCCCGACAGCGACGCCGAGGUCUCCUUCACAGAUGAGCCCUCUAUGUCUGAAAUGAGCCAUUCCAAUGGGAUUUACAGCAAUCUCAAUGAAGCGUCCCCUGCUCUGGGGAGACAGGCUGGGACCAACGGGAGCUUCGCUCUGGAUCACAGCAGCAUCCCAGCUCAGGACCAGUACCACGACCUGCGAUCCAACAGCCCUUACGGGAUACCCCAGUCACCAGCCUCCUUGCAAGCACUGCCCGGCCACCAGCCUUUAAUCUCCAGCUUGGUUUACCCAGACAACGGUUUAGGCAUCAUGGGACAAAGCGGACAAGGGGUGCCCCAGUCCAUGAGGGUCCUGGCUGGGAACGGACCCAGCUCCGACCUCUCCACCGGCAGCAGUGGGGGAUACCCGGAUUUCCCCGCCAGCCCGGCCUCUUGGCUGGAUGAAGUCGACCACGCUCAAUUUUGAUACAGG